UUAAGCAAUAAGGAUUUCCGUCUUCACACAGAAUAUUGACGUUCACAGCUAUAUUUGAAGAGAGAAACUAAAGUUUGUCAAAGUUGUCCACUUGUGUUUCAAGAUGCCACGCUCUUUUUUGGUCAAGAAACACAUAAACUCCGCAAAGAAGCCAAAUUAUAGUGAGCUGGAGAGUCCAACAGUGUUCAUCACGCCACAUUUCUACAAGGGCCUUCCCCUGCCUGUCAUUCCCCAGCCGGAGAUCCUAAGUCCGGCAGCGUACAGCCCCAUCACAGUAUGGACUACCAGCAACUUGCCGCUGUCUCCGCUACCCAGUGACCUCUCCCCCAUCUCUGGAUACCCUUCAUCGCUCUCCGAUACCUCCUCUAAAGACCACAGUGGCUCUGAGAGCCCGAGGAGUGAUGAAGACGAGCAGAUGCUGCCCAAACUGACAGACCCUCACGGAGUGGAGGCAGAGAAAUUCCAAUGUAGUUUGUGUAGCAAGUCCUACUCCACGUACUCUGGACUGCUCAAGCAUAAGCAGCUGCACUGCGACGCGCAAACGAGGAAAUCCUUCAGUUGUAAAUAUUGCGAGAAGGAGUAUGUAAGCCUGGGAGCUCUCAAAAUGCACAUCAGGACUCACACAUUGCCUUGUGUUUGCAAAAUAUGUGGGAAAGCUUUCUCUAGACCGUGGCUGCUCCAAGGACACAUCAGGACGCACACCGGAGAGAAGCCGUUCUCCUGCCCUCACUGCAACAGGGCAUUUGCAGACAGGUCCAAUCUCAGGGCUCACCUACAGACCCAUUCGGAUGUGAAAAAAUACCAGUGCAAGAACUGCUCCAAAACCUUCUCCAGGAUGUCUCUUCUGCACAAGCAUGAGGAAUCUGGUUGUUGUGUAGCACACUGAACUGGGAUACUCUUCCACCACCAGAAACCUUUUUUUUCCAGACCCAGGAGAACUGUCAGGGAAUCACAUCGAGCAAAGGGGGUUUGUUCCAAAUAUGCAGACUUUUUUUUCCCUACAACUGGUCCAUUUCAUUUCAGAGGGAGAAAUGGCUCGUGUCACGUGCUUCUUGUUUCAAGCAGUGUUUCUGUGAUUGCAAUCAGUGUCGAGCUUUUGUCAUACCAUGUACUCACCUACCUGUGCUAUUCAUGCACUUUUUGCAUGUCUAGAAUGUUUUAUAUGCCUACACAAUGUUAUCUUCAGUGUUUCUGCCAGUGUCUCUCAAUGGCUGCGUGCUCUGUUGUUAUGGAGUCCUCCACUUUUUUUUAUAUGAACCACAGAGACGAUACUAAAAGGCGCAUUAUGAACAGUAUAAGUAUAACCAGUGGAAUACUGAAGCCAUUGUUACUUAGGGAACAAGUGCAAACUUAGUGUUUAGGGUGAAAUUAUUAUUACUUUUGCACAGUCAUUAGAAACAGUUUGCCAGCACUCAAAUAGCAAUACAGUUUUUCUCAAGUGCCUCAGUUUCACUUGGCAAUAAUAUGUAUUUUUCAACAACAGUUUGCUUUUAUAUUUUUAUAUAUUGAAUGUAAGCGUGACUGAGAUGAUUGUAUAUUAACAGUGAAAACUGUGAUGCUGAAUGAUUUUCAU
Messenger RNA from Scomber japonicus (chub mackerel), 1573 nucleotides. RefSeq names its product snail family zinc finger 2 (gene snai2). The record is from RefSeq and is a predicted model, not a curated record. Gene Ontology annotation, biological process: regulation of DNA-templated transcription. Gene Ontology annotation, molecular function: RNA polymerase II cis-regulatory region sequence-specific DNA binding; DNA-binding transcription factor activity, RNA polymerase II-specific. The transcript has 3 exons. Bases 104 to 886 code for a protein of 260 amino acids. NCBI's taxonomy places the organism in Eukaryota, Metazoa, Chordata, Actinopteri, Scombriformes, Scombridae.